AUGGAAAAUUUGGAUAGUUGGAGAUUUGUAGAAGCAUUGGGUCGAUUGGGUAGUUUUGAAUCUGAAGAAAAAAAAGAAAAUCAGAAAUGGGGAAAUGGUCAUUUAUAUAUUUAUUUCUAG
Messenger RNA from Diversispora eburnea, 120 nucleotides. The record is from the annotation of a GenBank genome assembly. Lineage: Eukaryota; Fungi; Glomeromycota; Glomeromycetes; Diversisporales; Diversisporaceae.